UGCUUGUUGGCACUUAUCAGCUGUGAGGCCCGACGUACUGAGCUGUACCGGAGAGAACCGCAAUCAUGAAUGUGGUAUUGGCCGUCAAGCAGUACGUAUCCAAGAUGAUAGAGGAAAGUGGGCCCGGCAUGAAGGUGCUGCUCAUGGACAAGGAGACGACCAGCGUGGUGAGCAUGGUGUACACACAGUCUGAGAUCCUGCAGAAGGAAGUCUAUCUCUUCGAACGGAUAGAGUCCACCAACCGAGAGAGCAUGAAGCACCUCAAAGCCAUAUGUUUCCUAAGGCCCACAAAGGAAAAUUUGGAAUAUUUGAUCAAGGAGCUGCGAAGGCCCAAGUACAGCGUCUAUUUCCUCUACUUCAGCAAUGUGAUCAGCAAAAGCGACGUGAAGUCCCUGGCAGAGGCAGAUGAGCAGGAAGUGGUGGCUGAGGUUCAGGAAUUCUACGGAGACUACAUUGCUGUGAACCCUCACGUCUUUUCUCUUAACAUCGUCGGCUGCUAUCAGGGACGGAACUGGGAUCCAGUCCACCUAUACCGAUCAACUCAAGGACUGACAGCCUUGCUUCUUUCUCUGAAGAAGUGUCCCAUGAUCCGAUACCAGCUGUCCUCAGACAUGGCUAAGAGACUGGCCGAAGGUGUGAAGCAAGUCAUCACUAAGGAAUAUGAGCUGUUUGAUUUCCGCCGGACUGAGGUUCCGCCUUUGCUUCUUAUACUAGACCGCUCCGAUGAUGCCAUCACACCACUCCUAAACCAGUGGACGUACCAGGCCAUGGUUCAUGAGCUUCUGGGCAUCAAUAAUAAUCGUAUUGACCUGUCUCGUGUGCCGGGGAUAAGCAAGGACCUGAAGGAAGUGGUGUUAUCUGCUGAGAAUGACGAAUUUUAUGCCAAUAACAUGUACCUGAACUUUGGAGAAAUUGGAACCAACAUCAAGAAUCUGAUGGAAGAUUUUCAGAAGAAGAAACCUAAAGAGCAGCAGAAACUGGAGUCUAUUUCUGACAUGAAGGCUUUUGUGGAAAACUACCCCCAGUUCAAGAAAAUGUCCGGCACGGUGUCUAAACAUGUGACAGUGGUUGGGGAGCUGUCCCGCUUGGUCAGUGAAAGGCAUCUCAUGGAGGUGUCGGAAGUGGAGCAGGAACUGGCCUGCCAGAAUGACCACUCAAACGCCCUGCAGAAUGUGAAACGACUUCUUCAGAACCAGCGCUUAACAGAGUUGGAUGCUACGCGGCUGGUCAUGCUUUAUGCACUGCACUAUGAAAGGCACAGUAAUAAUGCUCUGUCAAGUCUAUUAAAUGACCUCCGAGUCCGAGGAGUAUCUGAUAAGUACCGACGGCUGGUGUCUGCAGUGGUGGAGUAUGGUGGAAAGAGAAUAAGAGGGAGCGACCUGUUUAGUCCAAAGGAUGCCGUGGCAAUCACCAAACAGUUCUUCAAAGGGCUUAAGGGAGUGGAAAACGUCUACACUCAGCAUCAGCCAUUUCUCCUUGACACUUUGGAUCAGCUCAUCAAGGGGAAGUUGAAGGACAAUCUGUAUCCAUACCUGGGGCCUAACACUCUCAGAGACAGGCCUCAAGACAUCAUCGUGUUUAUGGUGGGAGGAGCGACGUACGAGGAGGCAUUUGCAGUUUAUAAUCUGAACCGCACAACUCCAGGGGUCCGUAUUGUGUUGGGAGGAACGGCCAUCCAUAACACUAAGAGUUUUCUGGAGGAAGUGCAAGCAGUUGGGUUCCAGGGCCGGUCCGGGGAAGGUUAUCAGGCUGCAGUGAAGUCAUCGGUCAGACGAUGAGGAGAAAACCCAUGCAGUUCAUCUGAAUCAUUCGUCCCUGACCCCUGCAGGAGGACUGCCUGUCACUCUGUGUUAAUGAGCUAUUUAGUGCCCUGUGUUAUUAUGCCCAGCAGUUUAACCUGUUUGAUUAUGUCUCAGCCGUCUUCAUUGCCUUAACAGGGACAAUAGUCUGUUACACACACACACAUCAACCCCGUGGGUUAACAACAGGGAAAUAUAUAUUUAAUGGGACCAAUCUGGUAACAGUCUGCCGUUCUGCUCCUGAACUACAGCUCUCAACAUCCUUUACAAGAAUUCUGGGAGUUGUAGUUCUGCAAGUGCAUGCCCUGCACCAACCACUAACACUAAGGCUGCCCUUAUCCUUGAGCUACACCAGGCCGGCAAGGUCUUGCACCAAGGGCUCUACCAGCGCUGAACACAAUAUGUAUAUUUAUCAUUUUCUCUUCUUUCGAGGACGUUCUAUUAAAGAUUUAACUGGUGAUUAAAUACAAA
Molecule: messenger RNA, 2270 nt
Organism: Xenopus laevis (African clawed frog)
Lineage: Eukaryota; Metazoa; Chordata; Amphibia; Anura; Pipidae
Gene: vps45.S
Product: vacuolar protein sorting 45 homolog S homeolog
Biological process (GO): vesicle-mediated transport
Cellular component (GO): membrane; cytoplasmic vesicle; Golgi membrane
Source: RefSeq, marked provisional